UUAAUUAUAUAAACCUUAUAAAACCAACCACACUACCAAUUUACACACACACACAAAAAAAAGGAAAGAUGGCGAUCGGUCCCAUCUUCUUCAUCCUCCUAAUCUCAACCGUUAGUUACAGCAACUUAGCUAACGCCGCAGAUCGCCCAUUCAAGACCAUCUACGCCUUCGGGGACUCCUACACCGACACCGGCAACACCCACUCCAACAGCGGCCCCAGCGGCUUCAUGUUCGUCUCCAACCUCCCCUACGGCCGCACCUUCUUCCACCGCCCCACCAACCGCUACUCCGACGGCCGCCUCGUCAUCGACUUCGUCGCGCAGUCGCUCUCCCUCCCGCUGCUCCCGCCCUACCUCGCCCUCAGGUCGCCCUCGACGACUGGCAGCGUCAACUUCGCGGUGGCUGGCUCGACCGCCAUCGUCCACAGCUUCUUCUCGAAGAACAACAUGACGCUCAACAUCACGCCGCAGUCGAUCUCCACGCAGCUGGGCUGGUUCGAGAAGGUUCUGGAAGGAAGAGGGUGCAGAGAGCAGAGCAGCACGCCAAAGGAGUGCGAGGCUGUUUUCGACGACGCGUUGAUUUGGGUUGGUGAGAUUGGAGCUAAUGACUACGCUUACAGCUUUGGAUCUUCCGUUACCCCUCAAUCCAUCCAAAACCUCGCCAUCAAUAGCGUCACCACUUUUCUUCAGGCGUUGAUGAAGAAGGGUGCCAAGUAUGUCGUAGUUCAAGGGCUACCGCCAACGGGGUGCCUAACGUUGUCCAUGUACUUAGCGCCUCCCAACGACAGGGACGGCGCUGGGUGCGUGGGCACUGCCAACAAGCAAAGCUCGAGUCACAACACAGUCCUCAAAUCGAAGGUGGAUGCGUUGCGGCAACAGUUCCCUCACGCGACGAUCGUCUACUUAGACUACUACAACGCCUACCUCAGCGUGAUCAGCAAACCCAAGAGCCACGGCAUCACAGAGCCUUACAAGGUGUGCUGUGGGCACAGCGGUGGGACCUACAACUUCGACUAUCUGAAUGCCUGCGGUUCGCCUUCCGCCUCGUCGUGUGGCACGCCUUCUCGGUAUAUCAACUGGGAUGGAGUUCAUCUCACUGAGGCCAUGAACAGGGCCAUGGCUAGCGCGUUUCUCAACGAAACUUAUGCUCAGCCGCCUUUCACUCAUCUCUUGGCUAAGAAACACAAGUCAUCAGCAUGAAAAGGAAGCCCUCGUUUUCGGUUUGCAAGUUUGAUGAAAUUAGAUGUUUUCCAACUGAGAUGGUUGCUGCGACUUUCCGACGAUGAAAUCAAGAAAUUAUCUAAUUCACCUGUCUAACUCUUCUGUGCUGGAAUUCAAUAAAUUCGAUUAUUAAUAAAGUGAAACUUGUUGACAAACCUAAAAA
Molecule: messenger RNA, 1383 nt
Organism: Salvia hispanica
Lineage: Eukaryota; Viridiplantae; Streptophyta; Magnoliopsida; Lamiales; Lamiaceae
Product: GDSL-like Lipase/Acylhydrolase superfamily protein
Molecular function (GO): hydrolase activity, acting on ester bonds
Source: RefSeq, a predicted model, not a curated record